AUGUCCUGUUUGAGCAGUUUUGAUAGCGAGGCGGUUGCUUUUGAUUCGGUUUCAGAUGAUAAGAAGCCGAUGAGGACUAAUUCCUCACAGACAACCGAGUUUAAUGAGGGUGGGAUGAGUACGCAGACUAAUACGUCCAAAGAUAUUGGCUGUUUGGCCCAACCGGAGGAUGUAAAACCUGCUGAGGCGAUGGAAUAUCCACCGCCAGGCCUGAACGAAUUCCUCAGGAAGGUGGUACCGGCAAUGAUGGACCAAUUGGACCAAAAUAACACGGAAUUCCUCAAUAAUUCAUCAGAUUCUGACGAGGAAGAGGUUCUAGGUGCUAGGUUGUUCCAGGAAAUGCAGCUUAAAGACGGCAUCGGGGCUGGUGACCAUGAAACCUCUAUUUUGGGCGUCACCUGGAGCAGCGCUGGGAAUUCCCUAGCUGUUUCCAUCGGUCAAUUGCAUCACGAAACUUUCUGCCAAACGUCCGGUAUCAUUAAAGUGUUUACUCUGAAGAGAAGCGAAGAUAAAUUUGUCCAUUCGUUGGACAUCAGUGAGAAUAACUGUGUAACUGUCCUGAAGUACCAUCCUAACGUGGCAGCUCUGCUGGCGUAUGGCACUACUUCCGGGGAGGUUGUUUUAUGUAAUUUGAGGAACGGAAGUCUUGAUGAAGGCACCCAAUUGACGUCACCAGCGGGAUGUCACGGCUCGAGGAGAGUAUCAGGCUUGCAGUGGGCUGACGCGCCGUUGGCUAACAUAUAUUUGCUGAUGCAGAUACAUAAUAAAGGCAAAAGACGUGGUGCAGCAGAUCAGGUUCUUUUUUCGUCUGGUUGCGACGGAACUCUGAACGCGUGGCAAGUGAACUCUUAUUCUAAAGUUUUCGAGAACAUUAUUUGUUAUAAUAUAAACGGUUCCAAGAAGAUGCCGGUUCCGGAUAUAACCUGUUUUGAUUUCUUCAAGAGUUAUCCGUUACGGUCAGCUGAAGAGAAGAGUUAUAAUGACGUAUUUGUUGUCGGAGAUAGAAGCGGACAGCUGUUUUUAUGCAAAAUAACUCCACAAAUCGACAAUGAUCCGGUGUACGAAGUCCUGCAACCUCACGGCACCUGUGUUUUAGAUAUUUCGUUCAGUUUCCAAAAACCGGGAAUUUUCGUUUCCAUCUCUAUGGAUUCUGAAGUUAGAGUAUAUGAUAUCAACCAGAAUAGUCCAUUGAAGAUAAUAUGUUUGGAUAUUCCGAUAUCUUGCAUGAGCUGGCUGUGUAGUCCGUGCGUGCUGCUCGGUCUGGCUGGAUGUGAUGAACUGCUGCGUGUUUAUAACAUCUGUAGCGGGCGUGUGGUACCUGUCAGUGGUUUGGCGGGAAACGCGACUGUCACUUGUGUCGCUGUCAACCAGAGCGGUUCAUGCCGCAUAGCUGCCGGUGACAGCAGCGGCACUCUUCAUAUAUAUGAACUACCGUCUCGACGGAUCAAGCUAACGGCCGAUGACUUGGACUUUUGA
This is a messenger RNA of Danaus chrysippus (African queen), 1476 nucleotides long. NCBI's taxonomy places the organism in Eukaryota, Metazoa, Arthropoda, Insecta, Lepidoptera, Nymphalidae. The record is from the annotation of a GenBank genome assembly.